This is a messenger RNA of Thlaspi arvense, 1954 nucleotides long. The record is from the annotation of a GenBank genome assembly. Lineage: Eukaryota; Viridiplantae; Streptophyta; Magnoliopsida; Brassicales; Brassicaceae.
AUCUGCAACCUCUUCAUAAAAGUAAAACCCUAAGUUUGAUUUCAGUUUCAGAAUCUGAUUAACGCCAUUGUUGCCUCUUUUUGAAGAUCAAGAGAAGAAUGAAGGUUGAUUGUUCUGAGGCAGAGCAGUGUGAUUACGUCUUUGUUACUCAAGAAUCCGAACCGAGCAGUGUGGUUGCCUCAUCCGUCACUUCAAUGCCGGAUGGUUCCCCACCAGUUGAACCUCUUGGACAUGGUUCUGCCGUUGCUAUUGUUUCCGCCUCAACAUCAUCUCCGGCUCAGUGUUUCUCACUAACUCCUCCUGUCACCACAUCGGUUUGUUCCGAACCAGCGCCACUUUUUGGCCUAUUCGGUGCAUCUUCAACUUCAUCUCAAGUACUUAACCGUUCUUCACCAUUCGUAUUCAAAUUCCCUCCUCCUUCACCAACUCCUUCUGCACCAGCGCAAGCUUCUGUCACACACGUUCCCGGCUCUGGUGCAUCUGCUGUCACCACACCAUCUAUAUUCAAGCCAAUGCAAGCUCCUGCUUUUGGUUCUAGUGCAUCAGCCACUUCCACUUCCUCAACCUCAUCUCCAUUUGCUGCUCCCUCUGCGUCAUUGGAACCUCCUGUCCAAGCUAGUGCAUCCAACACUUCCUCACUGUUUAGCUUCAGGCCGGCGCAAGGUUUUGGCAACACCUCUUUUGCUUCUCCUUUUGGUGGUAUCUCGCCGCCAGCAUCAAACACAGCAACUACUACAGUAAUCUUUGGUACAACUCCAGUGACUGUUUCUUCAACGUCUGGGCCAACGCAGAACUUUGCCAAGACAAGUUCUGUUUUCGCUCCAAGCAGCACCCCGAAUAAUCCAUUCAGCUUCCGUGCUGGACCAAACCCAACACCAACGACUGGCUUCGAUCCAUUUUCUACAUUCAGUAGCAUCGGACGAGGUACUAGGUAUUAUCGUUAUGAACCUACACCCGCUGAUGAACCUGGUCCUUGUAUAGGGAUGAUGAUGUCCAUAUCUGCUUCCAACUAUUAUCUGCGUAAAAGCCAUGAAGAAUUAAGGUGGGAAGAUUACCAAAGAGGAGACAAAGGUGAGGUUGGGUCGUUUCCUGCUGCUCACAUCUCUCCCACAUUCUCAAGGCCAAACGAUUUCUUUUCCCAACCAACCGUUACGGCGCCGUCGUUAUCUGCUCCUCCAAGAACACCAGAUCAUUCGCCGUCGUCGUUAUUUGCUCCUCCAAGAAGACCACAUUUUCCUGCUGCUCUUCAGAGACCCCAUGAUGGUGUUUCUUCCCAAGCAUCUGGAUGCACUGCGUGUGGAGCCACGAGUAGCUCCUUUGCUUUUGGUCCCACAAAUCCUCCAUCAGGAGCCACGAGUAGCUCCUUUUCUUUUGGUCCCAAAAAUCCUCCAUCAGCUGCCACAUCUCCUCUUCCCGGCUCGUGGUUUUCUACAUCUGGUUUUUAUCCAAAUCUUGCAGCUCAAGGUACAAGAACAACUCCAGCACUUCAACCCUAUCCUAUGAUGUUUGGUCCAGCAUAUCUUGCGGCUCAAGGUACAGCGACAACUCCAGCACUUCAAGUUUAUCCGAUGAUGUUUGCUGCAAGCCCUGCUGCUCAAGGUACAAAUCUUUCUGUUCAAAGUGCAACUCCAGCACUUCAAGCCUAUCCGAUGAUGCUUGGUGCAAGUCCAGCAGGUCAAGCCUAUCCUGUUGCUGGUUACGUUCUUCUCCCAUUCCCCACCAUGAGUCUGCAGUGAUUGCUUCUUCUCUCUGUGCAUCAAACUCUGUCUUUUAGAUUGUAAGGACUUAAGUCUUUGUUUUGCUUUAAGAGUCACAAACCAAAUGUCGUCAACUUUCAUUAUUUUGAAUUUAUCAACAAAAACAGAGAAGCUCUUUUCCUUUCUACAAUAGAUUCUCUGUGUCUCCUCUGUAUUAUUCAACAACAAAUAACACACGUAAAUGUGGGCAAGAAUUA